UUUAAGUUCUCUCAUUUCCAUCUCUCUUGCAGUGGCACCACAAAUACUGCAAAAGAAGACAACGCCUUUCUGAAGAAAGCUUGCUCACUCUUGAGUUCACUGGCAUGGAGAAUUGCAAGAACACCACGGCCGACAGCUCUCAAUGCAGCUCCAGUGCAACGCCCAUGGAAUGCUACAUGGUACUUGACAAUUCAGCUCAGACUGUCAUUGCUGUGCUCUGUUGCAGCGUUGGAAGCCUUUGUAUCUUUGAGAACUGUUUGGUGCUAUACCUCAUAUUUUCUUCCCCCAAGAUCCGGAACAAGCCUUCCUACCUCUUCAUUAGCAGCCUGGCCUUGGCAGACACGCUAGCCAGCAUUAUAUUUGUCUGUAGCUUUGUUAACUUCCACGUUUUCAAUAAGAUUGAUUCAUCGAAGGACAUCUUCUUGCUAAAACUUGGAGGGGUCAACACGUCUUUCACAGCUUCCCUCGGCAGCCUGCUGCUGAUGGCCUUUGACCGGUACAUCUGUAUCCUCAGGCCGACAGAGUACAAAGUCCUUGUCACGAGCAGAAGAGCUGUGGUGGCCCUGGUGAUGCUGUGGGUCACCAUCAUGGUAAUUGCUUUCCUGCCAUUGUUGGGGUGGAACUGCUGCCGCCUGAGCUCCCCCUGCUCCGAGCUGUUUCCUUUUGUCGACAACAAAUAUCUCUCAAGCUGGAUUGCCUUGGUGGCCAUCCUUCUGGCAUCUAUUGUCUAUGCCUACAUGAAUGUUCUUUGGAAGGCCCGCAAGCAUGUGGUGUACAUGGAAAAGUACCACAUUCAAACAGGCCAGCAGAACACAAAGGUGAGACUAGAUGUCACGCUUGCCAAGACCUUAGUGAUUGUCCUGGUGGUUCUUGUGAUGUGCUGGUCACCAGCCUUGGCUCUCAUGACUUACAGCAUCUUUGCCAAACUAGAUGACUCCAUGAAGCAAGCGUUUGCCUUCUGCAGCACUCUCUGUCUGGUGAACUCUAUGGUGAACCCCGCUAUCUAUGCCCUAAGGAGCAGGGAGUUGUGCUCCUCCCUGAAGAGAGUCUGCUCCUGUUUUGGAAGACUGCUGGGUGUCUCUGAGAGCAACCUAGAAGUGGAGAGCACUCAGAAGUCCUGCCCAAUUGAAACGAUUUGCGAUGAAUUUGUUGGCGGAACAGGGGCAGAACUGAUGAACGUCUGCACUCCAAAUGGCAUCAAAACGUAUACAUAGAAACUGAUGUUUUAUACCUGUUUGAAGGGACUCUAGAGCUUAUUUUCUACAUGAGUUCAACUUUCCCUUUUGGUAUGGCAGCAGUUUUUUGGUUGCAAUGAUUCCCCAGUUUAUAGAUCGCAGGAACAACUCCAUACAAACCAUCAAAUCGCCAACAAUGGAUGUCAAGGACAGUAUGAAACCAGGGCCAUUAAAGUGGUCCACCUCUGGAACAGACUAUCAAGUCUGACCAUUUGCAACAACAGGGUGGCACCUAGAGAGUGUAUUUGUUAUUUAAUAAAAAGCAAAGUGGGAGCAUCUCUACACUGUGAAAACACAAACUCCAAUUAUUGUGGGCCAGGAUUGGACACAAUCAGGGCUACUCAGAUGUUAUAUUUAUGUGGCAGAGCAGAA
Lacerta agilis (Sand lizard) is the source of this 1607-nucleotide messenger RNA. It is a transcript of the gene CNR2, whose product is annotated as cannabinoid receptor 2. Gene Ontology annotation, molecular function: cannabinoid receptor activity. The transcript has a single exon. Lineage: Eukaryota; Metazoa; Chordata; Lepidosauria; Squamata; Lacertidae. Gene Ontology annotation, cellular component: membrane. Bases 105 to 1214 code for a protein of 369 amino acids. The record is from RefSeq and is a predicted model, not a curated record. Gene Ontology annotation, biological process: cannabinoid signaling pathway.